Ostrinia nubilalis (European corn borer) is the source of this 2704-nucleotide messenger RNA. RefSeq lists its product as uncharacterized. The transcript has 2 exons. The record is from RefSeq and is a predicted model, not a curated record. The annotation marks the transcript as partial. NCBI's taxonomy places the organism in Eukaryota, Metazoa, Arthropoda, Insecta, Lepidoptera, Crambidae. Gene Ontology annotation, molecular function: glycosyltransferase activity. Gene Ontology annotation, cellular component: cytoplasm.
CGCCUGCUGCUGCAGUCCGAGCCCGCCGCCUCCACGCCCGCCGUGCCCGCCGCCCCCGCGCCCGCCGCGCCCGCCCCCGCCGCCGGCCUGCCCGCCACCGACACGCGCGUGCUGACCGAGGACGAGCAGGUGGCCGAGGCCGAGCGCCGCCUGCCCUCGCUGCCGCUCGCCUACUGGAACAAGCACAAGAACGACAAGAACAAGUUCUACAAGAAGAAGGACUGCGCCCCCUUCCCCUCCGUGUACGACCUCGAGUUCCACAACACGUACUGGCAGACGUUCCACUCGACGCAGGGCGUGUUCCACUUCUACGGCGCGUACAUGGACGCGCGCAACACGUCGCGCAUCGGGCCGGCCGUGCGCGUGCUGGCCGUGCACGACCGCAUCAAGCCGACGCUGGCCACGCACUGCCAGCUGUGGUUCGAGGAGCGCGAGGCGCCCGUGGUGGUGCGCAACUUGGAGUACAAGUACGUGUGGAACAGCAAGUGGGGCAACUACCGCGACCACGUGCUGCAGCCCUACCUGCUGGCCUGCGUGCUGCCGGCCGACGUGCGCCACCUCACGCCGGCCUCCGUGUCCAUCGUGGAGAGCCCGUGCGACCGCGCCACCAACAACCUGCGCGUGCACUACGAGCGCCCGGCCGCGCGCAAGGACUUCGCGGUCUGCGUCAAGGGGCUCGACUUCCUGCACGAGGACCUCUCCGUGCGCCUCGUGGAGUGGAUCGAGCUGGUGCGGCUGCUGGGCGCGGACAAGAUCUUCUUCUACGAGCUGCAGGUGCACCCGAACAUCACGAAGGUGCUGGACUACUACGCGGCGCGCGGCGACGUGACCGUCACGCCGAUCACGCUGCCGGGCGGCCAGCCCAACCUGCCGGGGCUGCAGCACAUGUAUCUGAAGAAGAAGACGACGCACAAGCGGCAGAUGGAGCUGAUCCCGUACAACGACUGCCUGUACCGGCACAUGUACGAGUACCGCUGGCUGGCGCUGCUGGACAUCGACGAGGUGAUCGUGCCGCUGGAAGACGCCGACUGGGCCGGGCUGCUGCGGCGCGUGCUGCCGCUGGCCGCGCCGGCGCCCGGCAAGCCCGCGCGCUCCUCCUACCACGCCUCCAACCUGUACUUCCUGGACUCGCUGCGCCACGAGCACGGCUGGGAGGACGGCGUGCCGCGCUACAUGCACAUGAUGCAGCACGUCUUCCGCACAAGGAACUUCACCAAGCCGGGACAAUACGUUAAGGCGUUCCACGAGACGGAGCGCGUGCUGGCGCUGCACAACCACUUCCCGCUGGCGUGCCUGGGCGGCGCGUGCUCGUCGUACGCGCUGGAGCACGAGCACGCGCGCCUGCAGCACUACCGCGCCGACUGCGUGCGCGCGCUCAGCAAGUCGUGCGGCGAGCUGAGCGCGCAGCCCGUGCGCGACACGGCGCUGUGGCGCUGGCGCGAGCCGCUGGUGGCGCGCGUGGACGCGGCCUUGCGCGCGCUCGCCUUCCUGCCGCCGCACCGGUGACCGCCCGCGUCCGACCCCGCCGCCCUGCGUCCGCCCGAGCGGCCGCUCCCGACUGGAACUUGAGCUAGUUCCACGCUUGGGAGCCUCCGCCGAACUCGUCCCUGGAACCUGCUGCUUUGCUUCGGUUCGGCGCCGCUGCUGAACCAAUUUAAAUUGCGGCUUCCCGAGGAUGUGCUGUAUACGUAUAUUUUUCUGUGAUGAUGUGAAAAACGUUUCGAGUAGUUUAGUAGUUGUAAAACGUAUGUAAGGCGAUCAGUGAACAUGCUUUCUUUACAUACCGAUUUGUAUAGGCACAUUCUUGGGAAAUAGUAUUCGGUUUUAAUGAGUGACGCUCACGCGAUUUUGUGACUCGAGCGUAAUUCCAAGCGUAUAACGAAAUUAAUUAAAAAACCUAGCUAUUCUAUUCAAAUUUAAUAUACAUAGGUUGCGUGUUAAGUAACAAGGUAAAGCAGCAGUUUCAUGAUUUAAAAUAGGUGAAAGACGCUAGUAGUCGGUAGUGCUGUCCUUAGUCUCGGCCGCCCAGCCGCGCCGCCCGCCCAGCCCGAGGGCGGUUUCGUACGCUUAGUCCUUUAUGUAUUAAAUGCUAGUAUUAUGUUUACUUUUAAAGUUCAACUUGGCUUAUUCUUUAUGUACAAAAUAUGGUGAGAAAUCGGUGAAACAUAAAUAAUAAGUAUUAGUGAAAGCAGCACCUUCCCGAGGUAGCCUGAGAGCUCGGCGUCAGGCGUUAGUGUAUGAACUUAUUUAUCUUUCUCCAUUGUCCUUGUCAUGUUCCUAUGAAUGCAGCGUGUGUCCAGUUAUGAAGUCCUCUAUUGGGUGAUAUUUUCAGAAAUAUGGCAUUUAUGUGAAAAAACGACCUCUUAGGUAUGAUUUGUUGUAAAUUGUACCUUUAUCAAUAUUUUGAUUCAGAAAUCAUACAUAUCACAUGAUAGAAAUAAUUUAUUAUUACAUUGAAAACCACUAGGUUUUAAAAAUGUAAGCAAGAAACAUUUUAGCCCUGAUAAUGAAACCUACUUAAUUUUAGUACAAUUUACUUCCGUAGCUUGGAGAGCUUGUGUGGAGGCGUAGUUGUAUUUCGAGUCAAUGUAGGCAAGUGAGUGACUGACGUGUCUUGGAUUCAAAUCCCAUUUAUAAUUUUAUAACGAUGUACUAAUGGAAUUUGGAUUGUGUAAAUAGUAAAUAAAUAAAUAUUUUAAACAUA